This is a messenger RNA of Physella acuta, 1761 nucleotides long. RefSeq lists its product as uncharacterized. The record is from RefSeq and is a predicted model, not a curated record. NCBI's taxonomy places the organism in Eukaryota, Metazoa, Mollusca, Gastropoda, Physidae.
GCAUUAGGCUGGAGCAGUACUCACGCGGACACUGAACGUCAUGUGUGAGUAUAAAUACCACGUGACGUGCGUGCUGUCACGUCCUGUUCAUGUAAAAGACAAUGUGUGCCAGUUUGGAGUUGUGUGGUAUCUGUAUUUCGUGUAAUAAAUCAAAUUCAUGAACUUUAUAAGUGAGAUUUCUGAAAACGUGGGAUUAUAACAUCAUAAUAUUCGAAAAGUUUAAUUUUGAAAAAGAAACUUGAAAAAUGAAUAUGUUCUAAGAAUUAUUCUAUUCUUUGAAAAGUGGAGUAAAAAUAUCGCAUUGAAAUUUUUACCAUUGAUGAAAUGUUUUCUAUCACAAACAUCACCAAGUGGGUGAUUUCUUGAGGUGGCCGGAUAAAACUUAGAUUGUCACGACCAAGUAUUGAAAGUUUCUGGUAUUAAAAAUGGCAUUACACAAUCUCGUUGCCUCUGGGAUAUUUCUGGCUUUAUUUUUACACCAGACGCGGGCAAAGGCCACAGGGCUCCGAGGGACGCUCUUCAGUGAUCAGACCUUUGUGCCAGAGAUUCUCCCACUCUCAGUGAAGCUGGCUAAAAACGAAACCGGAAACAUACAAGUCUCUGUGACCCUGAUGUACACAGACGACGCUCUGGUCAGGUGGUUUAUCAACGGUGCCAAGUCCAGCAUCAUAGGGGAGAAGACUAUACGAGUUGUAGACUCUGUUCCGGCUAUAUAUCUGCUAGAGUUCUCUGUUCCUGUGGCUGUGUUUCACCCUAACAUAUACACACCAAUCAGCGAGUUAGUGGGUGGGGAAGACGAAAUUUUCGAAGACGAAGAUUCAAACGUUUUUGCAAGCGAAAAUGAAAUAUAUAUCAAAUUUGAAUCCGGAAGUAUGUCAGAGGCGUCAGUUUUAAGGUUAAUGAUUGAUGAAGUUGAUGAUUUUGAAGACGAGGAUGAAACAGGGACAGUUUUAGAAGAAAGCGUGCCAGUUUUUCCUGUUAUGAAACAGCUAGACAAAGAUAAAAUAGUUGCUGUAUCAGGGGGGAUAACUCGGGUAGCUGUGAAUGUUUUGUUUACAAAAAACGAUUGGUUCACUGUCCGGGGCAUCGUUUACAACUCGACAAGCAACGAAGCUUUUAGUUCUCUAUGGGGUACGCUCUACGCUGGUGGUCCGUCUGAGUUUAUGAAGCUUUCCCCAGCCCACGAGAUCGAUUUAGGUAGCAGUUAUGAUGAUUAUGUCAGCUUAGCUCUCCCCGACGCUACCGGAAAGCAAACUUGGGUCUCUCAAAUCAUGAUUGAUAUACCAACACAUCAUAACGAUAUCAGCGGUGUGUAUAAGAUAAUCGCACAUCAUAAAACGGAAGAUGGAGAUUCGGACUAUCUGAUCGAGUCUAGUUUAGAACAAAGCUUCCUGUUACAGCGGGGUGGCCAGGAACACGGCCCGUUUCCGGUUGGGUUUCUUCAGUUCGAUGGCGGGAAAAACUACUCACAACAUACUUGCCAGAUUGGCGCCAAGUGUAUCGUGUCGUGUCGGGUGUUCGGGUCCAACAUCGAACACCUGGACCUGGAGCACAAAAAUCUGGCUAGCGAGUUUGUUAUGUUGGCCGAGGAACACGUGGAGAUUGGGGCGUUUGAAGGGUUGGUUUCUGCUGUCGUAGACUCCAGAGAUCCGGACAAAUCUGGCACUUACACUUGUGAGGCUGUCAGCGGUGCCACCAAAAUACAAAAGGAAAUCGACGUCAUCAUUACAAACUGAAAUAAAGAAAACAAUGUGCUCGAAU